Hevea brasiliensis (rubber tree) is the source of this 3263-nucleotide messenger RNA. RefSeq names its product transcription termination factor MTEF1, chloroplastic. The coding region runs from base 1241 to 2152 and encodes 303 amino acids. The transcript is spliced from 2 exons. Gene Ontology annotation, molecular function: double-stranded DNA binding. Lineage: Eukaryota; Viridiplantae; Streptophyta; Magnoliopsida; Malpighiales; Euphorbiaceae. The record is from RefSeq and is a predicted model, not a curated record. Gene Ontology annotation, biological process: regulation of DNA-templated transcription.
AUAAACAAGCAUAUAUUUGAUUAGAAAAUCUCCAACUGUCUGUCCGUGUUGUUGAGUCAGCUGAACAGACUUGAUCAUUCAAAAUUCAUAACCUCAUUAUGGAUCUCUCUCAAAAUCCAAUUUUUAUGUGCGAAGUUCUUUUCAAGAAUGCAAUAACAUAAUUUAUCAAGUAUAAUUUCUGAGGCUAAUGCUGUGUAGGAUGAAACUGCAUCAGUAUUGGAAGUGCAAUCUGGUACUUAUUUUUCUUAUUGGAUGAAGAGCUGCUGCCGGUGAAACUUCUAGCAAUCUUGGCUUUAUUUCCUUACCAUUUUUCCCUCUUUACGGUUGGAUAAUUAAUAUUAUGUUAAGAAAAAUUUGAGGUGCUGGUUUAUGCAGCACAAUUUGCCCGUUCUUGUUUGUUAACUACUUAAAUUUUGCCAAUUGUUAUUGUUACUACCUCAUUCAAUCAAUGAUGUGAUGAACCACCAAAUUUAAUCAAGGUCCUUUGGAUUUUAAUUGCUGUAAUUUUUGUUUGGUUCUCUAGUAGUAAAGUUUGGAAACCAUAAUGGAAGUCGCAAUUUUAGGAGUUCAGAUGUAUUUGUUUAUUCGAAGAGUGAUUCUAUCUUUAUAUGCAAAAUAGCUGUUGGUUGUGGGCUGCGCUGCACAACAUUGAACAACGUAGGCAUCAGGUAUGGUAUUGUUUAGUGGCAUUUCACCUCAAAAAGAGAAUGAAUUUGAUCAUCUGGGAUAGAGCUCUGCUACUCUUGUAGUCGCUUUUUUCUGCCUCAAACAAGGCCCUGUUCGGCUUUGUAUUUAUUCCCUCUAGCCUUACAGUUAUUUUCCUUGCCAUCUAGGCUAUGAAGGCCCAAAGGGAGAUGGAUAAGAUGCCAAGUAGCUAAUAGUAAUAUGCAGUGCUGAUUGAGGUGCGGCUUCCAGCCUUGCCUUCCGAUAUAAUAGACGACAGCAAAAUCACAUGGAAUUUGGUUCGUUACUUAAGGAAGUAGAAGUCCAUUAUGUUCGCUGGGCCUCAUGCAAUCCGGUAAAAAGGACCAAUCCUUUUUGCAUCACGAAGCAAGCGGAUGUGGAGCACCGUCCUCCCAAAAUAUCAUUGUAAUCCAGCUUUAGCCAAUCAAUUUUGAGCCAUACGCCCUCGUGUCAUUUCCAUACGCUAAUAACGCCAAUGAGAUAAAAUUUGGAAAAGAGACCCAUCUCUCUCUCUCUCUCUCUCUCUCUAUCUCUCUCUCUUCCUCAGAUACCAACCAUGCCUGCCGCAGCAGCAACAGCUUUACACUCUACUUUCUGCUUCUCUUCCCAGAAACCCGCACCCUCAAACUCAAAUUCCCAGCAACCAAACACCUACUUAUCAGCAAAACCCAAAAAUCUCCUGCACAAGCAUCCACUCUAUACACCAGCUCAUAUUAACAUUCCUUCCCAAAUUAAAGAAAAGAUCCUAUGCCUUGAAAUCAUGGGUGUUGAUUCUGGCAAAGCAUUAUCCCAAAAUCCUUCUCUCCACUCUGCCUCUCUAGAUUCCAUUCACUUCAUAAUCUCUUUUCUCCAAUCCAAAGGCAUCCACCAAAAGGACUUGGCUAGGAUUUUUGGUAUGUGUCCUCAAAUCCUCACCUCAAACAUCAAAACUGACCUCAACCCAGUUUUCGAAUUCCUAUCCCAUGACCUCAAAGUCCCAGAAAAUAAAUUUAGAAGGGUCAUCAACAAAUGCCCAAGAUUGCUUGUUUCUAGUGUCAGAGACCAGCUGAAACCAUGCCUUUUAUAUCUCCAAAGGCUUGGGUUUAAAGAUUUGGGAGCUUUGGCUUAUCAAGAUUCGGUGUUGUUGGUGUCUAAUGUGGAGAAUACCUUGAUUCCUAAGUUGAAGUACUUGGAGAGUAUUGGGUUUUCAAGAGAUGAGGCUGUGGGCAUGGUUUUGAGGUGCCCAGCAUUGUUUACUUUCAGUGUUGAGAACAACUUUAUGCCAAAAUUUGAGUACUUCUCUGAGGAAAUAAAGGGGAAAUUAGAGGAGUUGAAGGAGUUCCCUCAAUAUUUUGCUUUUAGUUUGGAAAACAGGAUAAAGCCAAGGCGCAUAGAGGUUAUUCAAAGUGGGAUUAAAAUGGCUUUGCCAACAAUGCUUAAGAGUACUGAUGAAGAGUUCAGGGAGCUGCUAACGCAAGGAGCUGGAUAGAGUGAUGAAGUUAUGGCCCCAUCCAGCCAGUUCCUCAAGCUUGGCAGCCUCCAAAUCGGGGUCAAUGGAAGCUCAAUAAAGAUGCUUCUGUUAAUUUGGAUCACGAGGUUGUUGGGUUGGGGGAUGUGGCGCGUGGUUCUUCUGAUGAAGUUUUGUUCAGGUCUUCAUGUGUCUUGACAGCCCGAGUUUGCAGAGGCAAUGGGUAUCCUAUUUGGCAUUCAUUGUGCUUUGCAGCAUCAGGUUGAGGAGCUGAUCGGGGAGAGUGACUGUAUUAAAGUCAUUAAUUAGCUUGUCUAAGAGGCAGGAUGGUCUGCAAUUGCUGCAUUCUAUUUUAAAGGAUGUGCACCUGCUGUCAACGCAUUUCCAGUCUAUUUAGUUCAAAUAUGCACAUAGAGAUUGUAAGUGUUGCUUAUGAGUUGUCUAGGCUAGCUUUUUCAUUGUCUAAUCAUGGAUCGAUGUAGUGUUGGGAGCGUUCUGCUCCUUACGUUGUUUUGCCUUUUGUGGUUGCAGAAUUUGCUUCUGCUUCUUAUUAAUUGAAUCCUGACAAGGCAAACGCCACGAAUUUGCAUUCAGACUUAAAUGGUUUUAUUUCAGCACUAGGUGAAAGAUAAACAAUCCAUUAUGAGUUUGAUUCGAUGGAAAAUACAAAUUAUUAUGUCAAGGUGUGGAAUAUGAAUGGUUGAUAAAGAACAAUUGAACUGGAGGUGGAGGGGCAGAGUGCUGAUUUGAAUAAACUCACAUUACACCCUAAUACCAACUGAUAUCAACAAUACUAUCAUUCUCAUCUUCAUAUUGUUCAACUUUUAGGUUUGAAGAGGAAAGCAAGUUAGGCAUCAGAUGGACAUACAAAAUUCUCGAAUACAUGAUUUGUCCCCGUUCUUCAAUUAUUCCUACUAGCUUGCCAUCGGUUUCUAACUUACUUCACAAACUGGGUCCAGAAGGAUCCUGAACAGUCUACUAAUUAAAGAAGACAUCUUGGGAGAUAAAUGCAGCCCAAGCAUCCUGUAACCGCAUAUAAAGAAUUGAAUGUUAUUUUGGAUUAUUGAUUCUUUUCUCCUACUGAAACAAUUUAGGAAAUCUAUUGAAAUAAAUUCUUUUAUUUGUUUUCAAA